Molecule: messenger RNA, 4261 nt
Organism: Rosa rugosa (rugosa rose)
Lineage: Eukaryota; Viridiplantae; Streptophyta; Magnoliopsida; Rosales; Rosaceae
Product: protein RST1-like
Exons: 6
Coding region: 142-1998 (618 amino acids)
Biological process (GO): regulation of post-transcriptional gene silencing
Source: RefSeq, a predicted model, not a curated record
AUAGAUGCUCAAUCUUAUAUAAUUGUAAACGGAUGCUUUUGGGGGACAGGAAUGAAAUGUUUGAAGUUUAGUUAUUCUUUUCUUUCUUUUUACUAUUAUUGCUAUUCUGGUGCUAUCAUCUGGUAUCAGAGACCUUGACCCAUGAGAGGCCUGCAAAUCUCUUCGACUUCACACAACCAAACCCCACCACCACCACCUCCCCCGCCACCCCUGCGCCAAGAUCCCCCCACUUCAACCACUAUACCACCUCAAGAUGAUGACCCCUACACUGUGUUUCAAGCCACUGUCGACCUCAUCCAAUCACAGCAAGAGGAUAUCCACACCUCCAUUGAGGCAUUAUCUCGGAGCCAGACCACCAUAACACAUCAAUUUGCUGCUUUCCAGCAGCUACUCAUGAACCAUCUCCAACCUCCACAACAACCUGCCUCCACGACUACAUCACCAUAUGAUUUUUCAUGGCAAUUGGGUUCCUCCGUAGCCCAAUCCAUCGCCCAAAUUCAACCUUCAACACCAGCUACACACCCACAAAUCUCCUUUGGAUCAAUUCCACCACCACCCAAUUCUUGGUCGGCUCUAACCAUAGCCCAAACACCGCCACCACUCUCUGGCCCCGGUCCCAGCACCUCCCAGCCUUCACCUGCAACUCCCAGACCUCCACCAUACUCCAACCACCUCUCUACCCCACCCCGAUACUACACCUCUUUCUCGGCCCCUCCCCACUACGCCACUACCCCUGCACUAGCCCAACAACUUCCACCCCCACUGAGCUUUGCCACAUCAUUCCCUGCAUACACCCCAACCUCCAGACCCCCUCAGCAAUACAACACCCCACCAGACCCACAUUUUUUCCGGCCACCCAAGGUGGUGGACCUUCCGCGCUUCACGGGCGAGGAUGUAACCGGUUGGCUAGCCAUGGCUGAAAGGUACAUACGCUCCCAGCACAUCCCUCCACAAGAAAGGGUAUCCACAAUUGCAUCACACUUUGGACCGGAUGCAUCCAUUUGGAUGACUGCGUCUGCGUUUGAGCAACGCAACCCGGCAGCGAAUUGGGAUUGUUUUGUAGCUGCGUUCUUAGAGCAUUUUGGGUCCGGCAAUGUCACCGACUUCAAGGCUGCGUUGUCACACAUUCAGCAAUCAUCCUCUGUCGAUGAAUUCAUUACGGCCUUCACCAAACUCUCUUGUCGUACUCCGGAUUGGUCAGACGAGCAACUACUUCCGAUCUUUCUGGGUGGCCUAAAAUCGGAACUCCGGCACGAUGUUAUGGCCCUCGAGCCCAACACUCUGUCCCAAGCCCAGCGUCUAGCCCGACGCUACGAAGCACGCCUCCUCGAUUUCCGCGCCAUGCGCUCCCAUCGCACGAGUUCUUGGUCGUACUCCCCCAAGCCACCAAGUGGUCCCCAUUCCUCUGCCACCCAAAGCAUAAACAAUACACACAUGCAGCCGACCAACUCUACUUUCCAACCUGCCACCAACAAUCAGUCAUCUCAAAGACCCCGUCAAGAGGCAACUUACAGGCGCUUGUCCACACCAGAACAGAGAGAGAGAAGAGCCAAAGGGCUCUGUUUCCAUUGCGAUGAACAGUGGUCGGCAGCCCAUGUCUGCAAAAAGCCAAUACUAGCCAUCCUCGAAUGUCCCAUUGCUCAAGAGAAUACUGUAGAAAACAAUGUUGACCAUGAUAACAUAGAAGAGCUGACAGACGCAACAGACCCACCCCUGCCUCUCAACGCUAUCACCAAUUCGUCGGUAAGCGAGAUGAUGCGCUUCAAGGGUCUUGUGAAUGGCCUCCCAGUCAAUAUCUUUGUGGACUGUGGUUCCGCAAUGAACUUUCUUAAUCCUGCGAUUGCCAAACAAUUGGGCUCUCUUCGGUUUCCCGUACAACAGCCUUCCGUUUCUCCACAGCCACCGGAGAACCAGUUACACCAUCAGGCAUGGCGAACGACAUCACCGUUCGCAUUCAGGAUUACGAAUUCACCGACUCCUUCCUUCUUCUGCCUGUAAGUGGAUGUUUGGAUCAGUGCUGGGAGGUGUAUGAGGGGUAAUGGUAUCAUGGGUUCCACAUAUGAAUAGACUGGUUCAAGGUUCUGGUUCUUACUCUGAGGGUUCUGAGAUAGUUUUGUCAGUAGGAUCUUGUCUUGCAAUUCCCAUUUUAGUAGCAUUCUGCCAAAGAGUAGAAUUGAUGGAUGAGACUGAAGUAAACCAUUUAGUAAACUAAAUGGUUACAGGGAGCUCAUUUCUGAAUUACUGUAUGUAAAAAAAUCUGGCACUUUCUAUCACAGCUUAUUGAUGGCAUCAUGCAUUGGGUCAGGCAGUCUUCUAGCCUGCAUACUGAAUGAAGGGGUGCAUACUAUUGAAGUUGAGCGUGUAAAGGGUCUACUAGAAUUGUUCAAAAAAUGCUAUUCUAGUCCUUACCCUCCUUUAGUCCAUUUCGGAAGGAUGCUUGGAGUCGUUAACGCUAUGGGAGCAGGUGCUGGGAUCCUGCUUGACAGGCCUCCGCUAACCUCAGUGCAGGCACCUUUUGAACAGAAGGAAUCUGGCUAUGUCAUGGGUCCUCUACUCUCAAAUCCUGGUUGUGAGCGGCAUUUGACAUCGUUGAUGCAGGAUAUAUUUCUUGUUGCACAUGCAGAAAUCUGAUGAUCAUCAAUUGCAACAGUAUGCUGCAUGGGCGGCUUCAUUUCUUCGAAAUCAUUUGUGGUCUAAGGAUGCUGUCAAUGUUGACAAUAGUCUUAAUACUGAUUCAGGUGGUUCAAAAUCUGUUUCCCAAAGUUUUGCAGAUGACAGUUUAGUUAUGAAGCUUUCUUCAUGGCUAAUGCAUCUCAACUUUACCAGGGUUCCUAGAUUGCCAACGUUGGACUGGGGAUCAAUCAUUAGACGUGGCAUGAGAUAUGAGGCACAGGUUGCGGAGAUGUUACCAACAGAAUCAUCAUUCCGAAAAGGAAUUCUUAGGGAGGAGUGUCUAAAGUUCUCAUUAGCUCAUGCAAAUAAAUUUGACCAACUCCUAAGUUUCCUAGAUGAGCUAUCUGACUUGUCCAGAUUCAGUACACUAGAGUGGAAUCUGCAAUCUUGUGUUCUCAACCAUCUUGCCGACCUCAUAAAAGUAUUCUCCGGUUCUAGGCUUGAGAAACUAUUUGAUGUUCUCUGCAACUACUUUACUUCACGUCAAUCAUAUGACACUGAUGAGACAAGUUUGUUACGGAUUUCAUGCUGGAAGGGUCUCUACAAGUGUUUAGACGAGGCUUCUCUUGAUUCUCUCGAGUACAUAUCCGACAUAGAAAAAUGCAUGGAGGUGCUGUUUUCCUUGUUACCUGCAAGGCAAUUGGCUGCUGUGGUAGGAGUAGGUCGGUCGAAUUCUUUAAAGGAGUGGUCUGAGGCAGUUAAAUGCUUAGGAAAGGCUCGGAAAAGUUGGUUGGCGGAUUUCCUACAGGUUUCACAGGAGGGCCUGCAACAAAGAGAUGGCCAGCGUCUAGAUGUUCUAAAAAAAUGCAAGCCAAAUCUAAGCUAGUUAGAAUUGGUUCCAUCCCUUUGACUGAGCUGGGAAGACUAAAAGCUCUGAUAUUGAAUAUUGAAUCCGAUGGCAUAUGGGACGUGCUUGUAGAAGUUGUAGCAGCUUUGCAACAUGCAGAGGGAAGUAUCAAAAGACAGUGGCUCAUUGAUGCGGCUGAAAUUAGCUGUGUAUCAAGUUAUCCGUCCACGGCGUUGAAGUUUCUUGGAUUGCUUUCUGGUAGCUGGAGCAAAUAUAUGCCCCUUCUGAUUUUGGACCAACAAACUCUGCUGAGUGAUUUACCAGUCACCCUUUCUUCGCUUCUUUCAAACUCUAGUUGGGGAGGAGUCGUAGAAUCUGUCGUUUCCUCUCUUUUUGCAUCAAUGGAGCGCAUUUACAAUUGGACCACACACGAGGCACAGGUUAAGGAUAUGCCGCCCGGCAUACAACCUAUCAAUCAAAGCGAGAAUCCCAUGGCUGGUUUCCUAUUGCGCGUGAUGCAUUCUACCUGUGUAACCUUGAAGGAUUACUUGUCUCUUGAGAAGCAGCUUAAGCUUGCCAAUAUGGACAUAUAGUGGUUACCUUACCUCACCGACUGUGAAUAGUCAAACAUUUGUUGGAAGCUCUGAACCCAAACCUUUCCUGCUCUUCUAUUCUGUAUUGAAUGUAUUACUAGACAUGGGAGCUACUAACCCCAUAUCUUAGUUAGGAUAGCCAACUAUGGACUGAUUGUCGAAUAUGUUUUAUGUUAGUCCUUGGUAGUAUAUAUUUCUGAUUUCCUCG